CUGCUGGUUUCUCCCCGCGAGAGAGUUAACCGAUUAGCCGCGCUGCUCCAUAUUUAGCGUGGUGCUAACCUAGUCACGAGCUGCGAAUGUGGUAGCAGAAGGCGCCAUUUCAUUCGAGGAACCGACACACACUCUCACACACGCUACAGCUGCGGAAGUGACAGAUCAGCUCCACCAUGGUGAAAAUAUUCAUUGGGAACUUGUCGUCAGAGACGACGUCGGAGGAACUCCGCUCUCUCUUCUCUCAGUACGGCAAGAUUGCAGAAUGUACUGUGGUCAAGAACUUUGGCUUUGUGCACAUGGAUAGCAAAGCGGAGGCGGAGGAGGCCAUACGCAACCUCCACCACUACGAGCUCAACGGCCAGCCCAUGAAUGUGGAAUUGAGCCGUGGCAAGAUGAAAGGAUCCACCAAACUGCACGUCGGCAACAUUGCCUGCACCAACCAAGAGCUGAGGGCUAAGUUUGAAGAGUAUGGUUCUGUGUUGGAGUGUGACAUAGUAAAAAACUAUGCUUUUGUUCACAUGGAGAGAAUGGAGGAUGCCAUGGAGGUCAUUAAUCAUUUAGACAACACCGCGUUUAAAGGCAAACUGAUGAGCGUGAAGCUUUCGACUAGCCGCCUGCGUACUGCGCCGGGAAUGGGAGACAGAUCGGGUUGUUAUCGUUGCGGGCAGGAAGGCCACUGGUCCAAAGAGUGCCCUCUUGACCAAAAUGGCCACCACAGAAACGGCUCAGAGUCUGAUGGAUACGAUGCCCCGAGAUUUGGCGGGCGUGGUCGCAACAGGGGUUAUAAUCCAGACUUCACUGGCGAUCCAGAUUAUGGUGACGGCUAUGCUCCUGUACCUGUUUAUUCCGGUGGUUCUGGUCACGGCAGCAUGCCAGGGUACAGACGGGGCGCAGGGUACGAGAGUGCAAUGAGAUACGGGCCGCCCCCAGGUUAUGGAAUAAACCCUGUUGCUGAUCAUAGCAUGGCUCGGAUGUACGGCAGCGAGGCGGGAUACCGGAGCACCGGCUCAUACUAUGGCGCGGUACCACCCUACCCGACGCGGCGGUCGCCUUACGAGGAACGGGAUCCGUACGGGGUCGUGGACUACUACGAGAAGUACAGGGCCAAUUCAUACGGAGGCAGUUAUUUCGAGGAACGGCGCGCUGUCCCCUUGUCUGCUCCAUCAACCGCCGCCACGCCUAUCAUGAGGGAGCGUCUUCCUCCCUCUAGCCAUAACCCAUACCAGUGCCCUCCCCCUCCUCCUCCACCAGCUUCAGUCACCUCAUACUAUGCACGUGACCGGAGUCCGGUUCGGAGAGCACCUGCCGAGGCGGAAGGAUAUUCAUAUGAUCGUACGCGCAUGCCCACGGUGACGCCCAUUCCAAGGAGCUCUACCUACGACCAUUCGCGGGACGCCGGUGCGGAGCGGCCACGAUAUGCAUACUAACCCGUGUCCUACAACGUCACAUGAGGGGUGGUUGAUAUUUAGCAGACAGGCUAGUCUAAGUAGAAUAGGAAUAACUAAAAAUUAAGCAUAACAAAUUCUCAUUGGUAAUGUUAAUACGAGACGUGAAGGUAGCAAGAUAAUGGUGGAAGUAAAUAGAUUUCAAAUCCUCCCAUGACGAGAUUUCAGUAGUAAUGGUUAAAUACAGUCACAUCAUGCUGUCAUCUCAUUCCAGUUUAUACUACGAAAAGCAGUAAUCAAACUUAAAUGUCCAGUCCAGUGCUGUUCAUCCUAUUUACAUGUUGUGGUAUUGGUGCAGUGCUUAAUGGUUUAGUGUAGUGUGCAGAUUUCGUUUGGUAUCCGUUUGUGAUAUUGUAAACCCAAACAAAAGAAAAUGGCCUCUGAAAGUAAGUCAUUACACUAUGUAGGCUCAUUUUAUAGAAAAAAACAUUGACUCAUGCAUGUUUUUAAAAGGUGAGUCUUGGGGUUUCAUCAAUUCUAUUUUUCUAAGUUCUUUUCAGCAGCUGCUCAUCUCUUUACUGUCCGUCUGUGUUGUAAGUUUACAUUGUUGGUUCCUUUUUGAAGCACAUGGAAAAAGAUAAUCCCAUUUCUGUUCACUUCACUAACCUGUGGACUUAAAUGUAUGACAGACCUGCACAGGAAGAAAAUGAACAUUUGCAUUCACAUUUGCAUCAAUGCAUUUGUUACAUACAAACUUGUUUAUGAAGCUGUGAUUAACUCGCCUGUGAUCUAUUUUUUUUUUUUUUUUUUUAUUUUUACAGUCACAUUGCUUGUAUUUUUUUUAUUUCCUCUUGUGUUGAAAGUUGGGUUUCAAAUUUUAAACUUGUCGUUUCAUAAGAUGAUCUUAGUUGCCUGUGCUGUCUGUCUUGAUUUCUACAUAUUGGGUUACAAUUAAAAUCUGUCUAAAGACUGUGA
This is a messenger RNA of Solea solea (common sole), 2363 nucleotides long. RefSeq names its product RNA binding motif protein 4.1 (gene rbm4.1). Gene Ontology annotation, molecular function: mRNA binding; zinc ion binding. Gene Ontology annotation, cellular component: cytosol. The transcript has 3 exons. Lineage: Eukaryota; Metazoa; Chordata; Actinopteri; Pleuronectiformes; Soleidae. The record is from RefSeq and is a predicted model, not a curated record. The coding region runs from base 177 to 1430 and encodes 417 amino acids.